UCUUGUUCUCCUAAAGACGGCCAUUGCUUUUCGUCAGCACAUUCGGCAAGGUUCCCUUUGCUACAUUUGGCUAACAGACAAUUAUUACACCAAUUUGACGUACUUCACAAGAAAUUUAUAGCAUUUUACUUAACAAAAAUAAACUAAAACAAUGGCAACUGUUACAUUGGCAACUGCUGCACUGGCUAAGGAAAAAGUAUGGUUUGAUAAACCAUCCUACGACAAAGCAGAACGACAAUAUUUUGAAAAAAUGGCUAAGGUAAUGUCUUGUAAGAUUGCGGAAGCCUGCAUGCUUAAGAUUGACAGUUCUAUAACUGAAAAGUGUCAAGAUCUAAUCAAUACUAACACAAUGAAAUUUAAGGCUGAAAAAUUCAAAGACAACAAGUUAGCUAUUGAGAUCGAAUUAAACAUGAAACGUUCUAAAUGUCAAAAAAGAAAUAUAAAAGCUAAUAAACAAACUAUAGAUGCAUAUAACACGCAAAAUAAGGAAAACAUAAAAACAAGUGAAAAAUCCGACGCAAAAGAUAACACGAAGGAAAAAGAAAUCGCUUUUCCAAGCGAGAAUUCUAUAAAAUAUAACGCGAAAGAAACAAAAGAAAAAAGAAACAAAGAAGAUACAAAAAAUAGAAAUAGGGGAAGUAAAGAUGAUAUUGGAGGAAAUAAAGAAACUGCAAUGCCAUUCAUGAGGAGUAAAGAACAAUUUUCUGAUCAGUGGUGGAUACAGGGAAUUCAACAGUCUACUUGCCCAAUCUUGCCUGCUGUUGGAAGUUUAGCCAAUGAAGUCGCCAAGGCUCGGCAGCAUAUUAAACAGUCUUUAGAGUGUAUGGACGAUAUUGCAGUACUUGCUCAUAUCGCAAAUCAAGAUGUUACACCUCGUGUUGUCAAACUUGAAAAAGAAAAUCAGGAUCUGCGAAAUAUGAUUCAAGAUCUGCACAGUUCCUUCGAGAAAUUGUUACAACAUGUGAAAAGUUUUGAAACAUUGGAACAACGCGUGGAAAGUCUUGAAGUACGCAUGCCCUAUUUAGCAAUUUGUCCUGCGAAACUCACGGAAUCGUCGGAUGCAGAGCAAGAAUCAGAGCAUGACAAACAUCAGAAGCAAGACAAAGAAAAAGAUGAUGAUAAUGAAGAUAUUGAUCUGUUUGGUUCAGAUUCAGAGGGAGAAGAUACAGAAGCUGCUAAAAUUAGAGAAGAGCGACUUGCUGAAUAUGCUGCCAAAAAGUCUAAAAAACCAGUUUUAAUAGCCAAAUCAAACAUUAUCUUGGAUGUGAAACCAUGGGAUGAUGAAACGGACAUGAAAGAAAUGGAAAAUGCAGUGCGAAAGAUCGAAACUGAUGGUCUUCUUUGGGGUGCUUCCAAACUUGUACCGCUUGCCUAUGGAAUUCACAAGCUACAGAUUUCGUGUGUUGUGGAAGAUGACAAAGUAUCAGUGGAUUGGUUGGUAGAACAAAUUCAAGAACUCGAAGAUUAUGUGCAAAGUGUUGAUAUUGCAGCUUUUAAUAAAGUGUAAAAAAUUUGAAUGAGUUAAAUUAUAAAAAUUGUAUGGCGAUAUUGAAGAAAAUAAGCAAAAGUUGUGCCAUUUCUGCAUUC
Camponotus floridanus (Florida carpenter ant) is the source of this 1587-nucleotide messenger RNA. RefSeq names its product probable elongation factor 1-delta (gene eEF1delta). NCBI's taxonomy places the organism in Eukaryota, Metazoa, Arthropoda, Insecta, Hymenoptera, Formicidae. Gene Ontology annotation, biological process: translational elongation. Bases 152 to 1507 code for a protein of 451 amino acids. Gene Ontology annotation, cellular component: cytosol; eukaryotic translation elongation factor 1 complex. The transcript is spliced from 9 exons. The record is from RefSeq and is a predicted model, not a curated record. Gene Ontology annotation, molecular function: translation elongation factor activity; guanyl-nucleotide exchange factor activity.